This is a messenger RNA of Contarinia nasturtii (swede midge), 1651 nucleotides long. Its product is annotated as mitochondrial pyruvate carrier 2-like. The coding region runs from base 466 to 903 and encodes 145 amino acids. The record is from RefSeq and is a predicted model, not a curated record. Lineage: Eukaryota; Metazoa; Arthropoda; Insecta; Diptera; Cecidomyiidae. Gene Ontology annotation, biological process: pyruvate import into mitochondria. Gene Ontology annotation, molecular function: pyruvate transmembrane transporter activity. The transcript is spliced from 4 exons. Gene Ontology annotation, cellular component: mitochondrial inner membrane.
UGUGUUUUUUUGGGUUACAUACGUCGUCUAGAUUUCAUUCUUGUCAUUCUCGUUUAUUCAGUGGCCAAUACAGAAUCGAGCCUCAAUUUUCAACAUUUCAAGUUCAUUAUUGCGAAUUUUUCGUGGCGUCGACAACAGUGUGGCAUACUGGUAACGACCGAUUGAUCCGAAAUUGUUUGACGAAAACUGCAUUUACCAACGAUCGUACGAACACAAACUGCAAUUGAAAAAAAAGAAAAGAAAAAAGUGAUUCUAAAAGAGGGAAAUAGUCAGUCUAUUUUUAAAUUGAUUUGUGUUUAUUGCGGAAGAAUUAUUCAUCAACAAAACAACGCCAUAGACAACAAUCGUACUCAGUCAAUCGACAUACAGCGAAGUGAAAGCACGUAUCACGCUUAUCUUAUCAAUCGAUAAAUCAUCAAAGUUUCCAAUUAGAACUGUUUAUAUUGUCAACAACUGUGAUAAAUAAUGGCGACCCCAGCUGCUAAUGUUUUGACAAAGGCCUCAUUUCCAACCAAAGUUUAUCAAUUGUUGAUUAAAUCAGCCGAACCGUUUGUACCAAAAAAACUACAACCACUUUGGAAUCAUCCAGCAGGUCCAAAAACAGUGUUUUUCUGGGCACCAGCAUUCAAAUGGAGUUUGGUCAUCGCUGGUUUGAGUGAUUUAUCACGACCGGCAAACCAGCUAUCCAUCGGUCAGUCUGGUUCACUUUUGGCAACCGGAAUCAUUUGGUCACGCUAUUCAUUGGUAAUCAUUCCGAAAAAUUACGGCUUAUUCUCGGUGAAUGUGUUUGUUGCAUUGACUCAAAUCAUACAAUUGGCUCGUGCUUAUAACUACUCAGUAGAAGAAGCAAAGGCCAAAGCACAAGAAGAAGCAUCUGCAGCUGUCACAACCACAACAAACUAGCCUUUUCCAUAGUGCAAUAGUACAGUAGCUCAAACACACAUUUUAAUUUUUUUUUAUUUAUCGUGAUAAGAACAAAGUCAAACAAUAUGAUAUAAUCCAAGUAAUAGAUAUGAUACAGAAUUGAAAUAAGAGUGGACAUACCGCUGUUAUCAUUUGCAAAUCGCAAUGACAAUUGUACUAAACAACAAAUCUGGUGCUAAAUGCAAACAAAGAUUUUCAUUCUUAUCUAAUUUAAACUUGAGGUUUAAACAAAAUCUCACGUCGCUGUUCAUUUUUGCCUUGCAAUUUAACGAAAAAAGAAAUCGAAACGAUUCGUUUAAUAUUAGUUAAUUUAUUAAAUUGCAUUGAGCUAGCUCAAUGCACGUCGAAUCGCACACACACAAACCAGUUGACUAUCUUCGUAACGCUCAAUGUUUGAGCAGUCGAACAAUACAUUUUUUUUGUUGUUAUUGAAUUAAAAUAAUUAUCUAACAUGGUAGUGGUUAAAUGGUUUUUGAGAAUCUGAAUUCAAAAUUCAAUACUUAUAUUGAAUUAUUUAUUAGUGUCAAAUAUUGUUUUUGUACUGUACAUAAAAUUUAUGGACGAAAAGGGUGCUCAAAUUUGAUAUUCAUUUGUUAAUUUUCUGCACUCAUUUUCUAGAUUUAAGUUGAGGAUUUUAUCCAAAUUGUACAAUCAAAUCAAAAUGGUUUUAUUUUCUUGGUUGAACUAUUAUAAAGAAAUAAAGACGAAAUCAUUCAUUUUUAUUCAA